AGUUGACAGUUCUUUCCGCCCGCUAAGAGGACUGUGUGAAGUUUUGAGAAGUUACCGAGUACUGGGGGAAGGCGACUGCAAAGGCCAUGGCGACCAGAGAGAGUGGCGGAGAGAACCUAGAAUCGUGGUUGAACAAGGCCACAGACCCGUCUAACUCAGAAGACAGGUGGGACUGUAUCCAGGGCUUCUAUGAACAGGUCAACCAGGAGGCUGAUGGUCCUCAGGUUGCCACUCGUCUCCUGGCCCACAAGAUCCAGUCUCCUCAGCAGAGAGAGGCCCUGCAGGCCCUCACAGUUCUAGAAGCCUGCAUGAACAACUGUGGCAAGAGGUUCCACAGUGAGGCGGCAAAGUUCCGCUUCCUCAAUGAACUCAUCAAAGUCCUGUCUCCAAAGUUCCUGGGUCAGUGGAGUGGUGUGGAGGUGAAGCUGAGGGUGACGGAGGUUCUGUACAGCUGGACUUUGUGGCUCAAAGAAGAACCCAAGAUUCAGGAGGCCUACCGCAUGCUUAAGAAACAAGGCCUUGUGAAGAAGGACCCUAAACUCCCAGACACCAUUGUGAUGCCUCCUCCCUCACAGAGAGCUGAGGACUCUGUGUUCAACCAGGAGGACAAGGCCAAGUUGUUAGCCACACUCCUGAAGAGCAGUAGUCCUGAAGAUCUGCAGACAGCCAACAGACUGAUCAAGAACACCAUCAAAGAAGAGCAGCAGAAAGCAGAGCUUGUAUCUAGACGUGUCUCUACCCUGGAGGAGGUCGCUAGCAGAACCAGACAGCUGAGAGAGUUACUACAGCAACACUGUCUCACUGGGCCCUCCACACACCACACUGCCCACCUGAAGGCCCUCUACGGGAGCUGUGAUAGGCUCAGACCCAACCUUUUCCGAUUGGCCAGUGACACCGUCGACGAUGACGAAGCUUUAGCUCAGAUCCUGCGGGCCAAUGAUGAGCUGACCCUGGUGGUCAACAUGUAUAAAGAUAUGAUGGGGGGGAGAGAGAGCAACAGGAUGAGAGGAGGAGGAGGAGAGAGCUCCAUAAACAACGGUCCCAGCAGCCCCAGAGAGAUAAAGAGUUACCAUCUAAUAGACCUGUCCGCCCUGGACUCUCCACAGACACGUAGACCACCUUCUAAAGACAUGUCUUCCUCCGUCUCACCUCCCCACCACGUCUCCUCCUUCCUGUCCUCCUCCUCCUCUACCCCGCAGCCUCGGCUUGGCACCCCUCCUCCCUCCUCUUCCUCCCCUCCCUCCUCUUCCUCCCCUCCCUCCUCUUCCUCCCCUCCCUCCUCUCCUCUCUCCCGUCAACGGCUCAACAGUACUCGCCUAUCUCUAAUCGAUCUGGACGUGACAGGGCUGGAUAAACCAGCAUCGUCUCAAAGCCAGAGCAGCACGUACUACCAGGAUCUACUCCAGAUGAGAGGAGGAGAGGAGAACACAGGGAGAGACCAUUCCCUGACCACGUGGGGGUGUGGAGGGAGAGACCACCCACUGGUGGCCCGGGGUUGCGGCAGCGGCUCGUCAAAUGGGACUGACUGGGCGUUCCUUCAGAAUCGUCCAAUUGUGAUGUCAGGAUCACCAUCAAACUCACGGAGUCAGCCAAUGACAGAGUCAGGAUCUCCAGUGAAAUCAGAGAGUUUCAAUCUCCCAGAAUCCUUAGCAGAGAUCCACGUCCCGCUGGAAUCCAUUAAACCAAGUCGAUUGGAGCCGAUCACAGUGUACGACCAGAAUGGCGUCCAUGUUUCCCUCCAUUUUGCCAAAGACCCGCCCCCGGGACACCCUAACGUUGCUGUGGUUAUCGUCUCCACGGUGAACACCUCCGCACUUCCUGUUAAAGACAUCCUGUUUCAGGCUGCCGUUCCCAAGACCAUGACAGUGAAGCUCCAGCCGUCUUCAGGGAAUGACCUCCCCUCCUACAACCCUCUGCUGCCCCCUGCUGCCCUCUCACAGAUACUGCUCCUCUCCAACCCACACAGGUGUAAGGUACGUCUGCGCUACAAGCUGACCCUGGUCCACGGUGAUGGAGAGCAGAGCCUCAGUGAGAUGGGAGAGGUGGAGGACUUCCCUGACUGGGUCUCCUGGAUGGGCCUCUGAUCUGAGAGAACCCUGCAUGGAAUUCUAGAACCUGACAGAGAGAGAGAGAGACAUUCUAGAACCUGAGAGAGAGAGACAUUCUAGAACCUGACAGAGAAAUAUUCUGGUACCUGAUAGAGAGAGGUUCUGCAGCAGAAUGUGGAACCCUCUGCGAUUGCUGCCUUGACUGCCAUGAUGUCAUGUAGUUGGUCAUGUGAUCUGUGAUGCGUGUGUAUUUACUUUUGAUAUGCGGUCAUCCUUGGAGGUUCUUAAAAACUGAUAUUUAUUUAGUAUUUGAAGUAGGCUCUGGGAGACCAGUCUAGUGUUAGAUGUGGGUGUGUCCAUGUGUGUGUUCUUUUGUUUGUCUGAUUGACCCGGCUUUGCCAACGCCAUGCCAAAUGACCCACCUGGGUUACGUUUCUCCACCUUUUUAUACCAAACUAGACCAGGUGAACCAGGUGCCUCUGCUACUGACCUGUUGUUCACCUGGCUCCUGUGUGAGCUGCUUGUUGUGUUUUUGUUCAUCGUCUGAUUGAUUGAUUGAUUGAUUGAUUGAUUGAUUGAUUGAUUGAUUGAUGCCUCAGAUACUACACUCUGACAUCUGUGAUCAAUAAAACAAAGAAUGCUGUUCUUA
Salvelinus namaycush (lake trout) is the source of this 2697-nucleotide messenger RNA. Its product is annotated as ADP-ribosylation factor-binding protein GGA2-like. Lineage: Eukaryota; Metazoa; Chordata; Actinopteri; Salmoniformes; Salmonidae. The record is from RefSeq and is a predicted model, not a curated record. Gene Ontology annotation, cellular component: trans-Golgi network. The transcript has 17 exons. Gene Ontology annotation, molecular function: ubiquitin binding; small GTPase binding; phosphatidylinositol binding. Gene Ontology annotation, biological process: vesicle-mediated transport; intracellular protein transport. The coding region runs from base 87 to 2084 and encodes 665 amino acids.